CUCGGUAUGCCGACUGACAGCGACGACGAGUUUGAUACGCUUCCCGAUGAACUCGAAGGCGUCGACUUCAGUACAAUUCCUGCGCUCAGUCAAGCACCAGUUGCGCACUUACGACCUUCAACGUCGAGACGAGCAUCUCCACACUCUUCCAACUACGGUUUCGAUGACGAACUGGACGACUCUACGCUAGCACAGGUAGAUGCACUUGAAGCGCAGGCCCUGAUGCGAGUACCGGAUGCGGGUGGAUCGAGGCAACCUAUAGUCGGACAAAGUGUUUCCUGUGAAACCCCGAUGGCUCGUCAGCCGCAGGCCCCUGCUGUUCAUUCAUCACAGCACGAUAGCGUUAUCUCAUCUAAGCGAUCCUGCCCUUUUCCUUCGCCAUCUUCCGAGAAAAGGGCUGGCAAGGCGAAAGAAAGCUCUGAAGCUCACGACAUCACGGUCUUAUUCGAUAUACUCGAUCAUGAGGUAUCCUGCCCCAUCUGCUGCGAUCUAUUUGUGGCUGCACAUAUAGGUAACCCUUGUGGGCACAGUUAUUGCGGUGACUGUGGGUUUGCAUGGGUUUCGCAGAACGAGCGUGCGCCGACAUGCCCUGUAUGUCGAAGGAAGUUGAAGAAGUCGCAGCCUCUUCUGCGUAAUUUCUCUGUGGACAACUUCGUUCAAGCUUACAUCCGCACCCAAGUGUUAGCUGGUCAGACGGAUUGGUUUCCGGGUGGAUCUAAGUUGGCGGAGUGGAAUGCACGUCAAGAAAUGUGGAAGUUAAGUGAUGCCGAUCGGUCUGAGAAGACGAGGAAGACGCACGCAACAUCGUCGCGAGGGCGGCACGCUAUGCAUCAGCCCCCUAUCCUUGCUCCUCCCAUACGAUAUAUGCAUUCUCUCGAUCUAAUGGUUGUCUCGGAUGAUGAAGAUGAAGAUCCGACUUGGCAAGAGGGUUUUGUCCCAGCCAAUGUUCACCCAGGGCAUGGGCAAAGGUCAACAACUCGUCGUUCAACAAGGGCAGAUGCUUCUUGGUAGCUGCUACAGACUUAGCGGGUCCUCCCGCGUCCACCAUCUAGCACACAGGUUAUGAAGCUAUCGUUUCAAUUGCAAACAUGUACAACUAUGAUAAACAACUUGAUUUAAGUACACGUAGAUGGACAUACAUGGUUUUGAGAGUCGACACUUAUAACUUCUCGCACCAAAGUGCCACGAGGAAUCAUACUUCAGAUCCC
Molecule: messenger RNA, 1208 nt
Organism: Coniophora puteana RWD-64-598 SS2
Lineage: Eukaryota; Fungi; Basidiomycota; Agaricomycetes; Boletales; Coniophoraceae
Exons: 9
Coding region: 7-1011 (334 amino acids)
Biological process (GO): protein autoubiquitination
Molecular function (GO): ubiquitin-protein transferase activity; metal ion binding
Source: RefSeq, a predicted model, not a curated record